AGGUGAAAGACGAUUGCGUCCCGUGGUGCUUUUGUGACGGGCCCCGCUUAAUGCGCCGUGCCCGACAACAGCUGAUUGCGCCGAUUCAAUGGGAAUAUUAUUUUCAGAUAUUCUGAACUUUGAGCCGGGCGCUUUAUUAUUGUUGUGUAGGGCUGAAAGAUGCAACAUUAUUCCCAGCUGUACCAUAUCGUUGAAUGGUAGUUAGUAUACUCUUGUGUGCUAUCUGAGACCAGGAGUCAAUCACACUGGAGAUUAGCCUCUGUCGGUUCGCACGCUGGGUAAACCUAAACUCUCAACCACUAACGAGGACAACUUUAUAGAUUUUUUUCACGCCAGGAGUUGACAACGAACGACAUAAUCACCUUUAAUUUGCUGGAACGACUGGUCGUGACGCAGUGCAUGCAGUGAUCUAUUUGCCAUUGCGCUGUAUAGAAACUUACAAGAGAAUAUUACUCCUGAGGAAUUUGUAUACCUGAACAGUCUUCCUUACAAAACAGCCAUGACAAACCAAGCUGGUCAAAAGGACGAGAGCUUCUUCAAGCAGCUGUGGGCCAAUUUCACAAAUAUCCUUCCGUUUUCAAGUGACAACGAUGUGCCAGACGAGGCAACAGGGCUGACGAAAGAACAGAAGGACCAGAUCAAGAAAUCAUGGGAUGUCGUCUGCACCAUCAAGACCAAGUUCGGAGUGGAACUGUUUGCAAAGUUUUUCGAAAGGCACCCAGCCGCUCAGCAGCACUUUGCCCAGCUCAAAGACAUGACGGACUUGGAGGUCCUCAAGAAGAGCUCCAAGAUGCGCGCCCACGGCUACCGGGUGGUGUCCGCCUUUUGCUCCCUGGUCGAGAACCUAGACACGCCUGAUAUCUUCAUUGAGCUCCUCACGAACACGGGCUACUCACACAGCCUCCGGACUGUGCCUCACCACUUCUUCGAGGACCUUGGACCGGUGUUUCUGGACGUGAUGACCGAACAACUUGGGGACAAGUUUACGCCAAAGGCCAAAGAGGCCUGGGGUUUGGCCUACACCUUCAUGUGCAAGGUCAUCUUGGGCGCCAUGGACGAAUGCGAGGGCCAGGGCGCGAAAUGAUGCCCACGCGAGAUCUCGUUUUUGAACAGACGUGAUUCAAGUCGUUAGUCGGUACGGGAAUUGGGUUUAUAGCACGACAGUAACAUGGAAUUGCAUGAGCUCCAUGAUGAAAGGUGAUAAUACACAAAAUGUACCAGUUCUAAGCGCCGUUUUAUACCUCACCUGAUCACGAAUGCGACUAGAAAUUUUGACAUCACCAAGUGAGGCGUUCAUCUACAGAGGACAAAAUAUACUUUACCAUUACACUUUUCACAGCGGUUUGCCUCGCAUUCUUAAAUCGCGUUGAGCAGAAACCGGGCUUAAAACCUGUACAACUUAGACGAUAGAACUGGCAGGAAAGUACUUAAUUCAACCACUAAGGACUUGAAUCACGUCCAGAUAUUCCCGGAUUAAUUCUUAUCAGUAAUUCUGUGGGCGCCCUACCCAUCACUAAUAUGCAAUUCGCAAACUUUGGGAUAUACUGGUUUCCCGUGGAAACGAAAUCAAGACUUAGGGCCUAUGAUAUAGCGAGACUUUUCGGUUUACUAGACUAGUAUGUUAACAUAUUCUACGGAAGCCUGACGGUACCACUGGGCAGGGUGAAUAUUUUAAGAUGGUAAGUAUAUGUGGCGGCAGCCAGACAGUAAUUGGGUGGCCGCCAGAUUUGCCCAGAUAACGCAAAAAAUGAACAUGUAUAUUCAGCUCAAUGCUCAAUCUGUAUCCUGGAGGUAUCAUCCGGCUUCGGUACAAUAGUCUGCAUACUACACCUUUUAUGAAAAUUAAUUUAAUACCGUUGUAUUUGUAUUGGAAAAUAUCGGUGGAUCAAAGUAAUGAAUUAUAUCAAUUCUCCGAUGGGGAAAAUUGAUAGAGUUUUUAAAAAAGGAAUUCUUUAUCAUCAAAGGAACUUUAAAGAGAAAAGAAAUAGAUGAGUGAUUAGCAAUAUAAAAGUUUCAACAAUGGUAUACAAUGAAAACCAAAUUGGCCUACCCCAUUGGAAAUCCUGUAUCUACAUGUCAUGCAUACAAUGGAAAUUGGUUCCUUGAGCUAACCUACGUCUUCACGACGGUACUUUAAUCUAAGCCAUGUCUUAUUGGUAACUGUAAAUUGGGAACAUCAUUCCGGCUUUUUUGAUGGGUUUUAAAAAAUCGUUCCCGCUCAUUAGCACAAUUUCAUGAAAUCUGGCGAAGUGGCAUGGUUGACAAGUUAGUUCCAGAUGUGGGAAUGUGACAAAUACAGUUUCUCUGUCAUAGUAAAACAUAGAAGGUAUACAACAUAACCUCAAACUUUGGUACGGGUACGUGUCAGGUACACACAGGUAAAGUUGACGAAAUUCUGGUUAAAUGAGGGAAACAUCAAACUCCACGUUUGUCUAAACAAAAUGACAAACAUUAAUGACUGCACUUGUCUGCAUGUUCAUCCUUGAUACCGACAGAGGGCGCUUUGCUAUAGCGACGAAAAGCAUGGAGUACCCAAGCCAAUUCUCAAAACAAAAAGCACUUUUUAUACGGCGAUUUCACUGAAAUCUAUGUAGAUGAUAGAGUUGUUUUGUAAUGGUAAAACUUAUAUAAUCACUUUGAUAACGUGUGGAUUUACAAAAAUAAUAUGGAUAACUAAUGCGGUGUAGUCUGUAAUUUGCUAUUUUGUUUAUACGCAAUCAUAACUAUUCCAAGUUGGCGACUGUACUCGUUUGUAGAUACACAGUAGUAAUGAUAUUUAGGCACGUCAGUGGAGUUGAUGUCGUAGAGGAGGGUAUAUUGUGUUAUAUUUGAUUUAAUAUCCAAUACAAGCGAAUUUUAUCAAACACUAGUAUCUGUGUUAGUUGUAAAUAAAAUAUAAAUCUAAUGGGGAUUUGGGGAUCCAUGAGUCUUUUCCAAAACGUUAUUUUCUAUUCGUAUAUUCGUUAUCAAUUCCAGCUUUUAAAGCUUCAUUGUAAAUAAAGCAGUAGGCUUGUACUAAUUUUCCUGGAAAUAAUAAUGAAAUGCACGGUUUACUUAUAUAUAGGCCUAUGUCGAAAAUAGUCAGUUUUUUUUCAAUAUAAGUGUCCAACCAACUUGAUAUUAGUUUGGUGCAAUCCAACGACCGGUCUAAUAUUUGUUUCAAGGCUCUUAAAAUCAAAAAUAAGUUGUUAUAACUUAUAACCCUAAACAUACCUCUGUUAUGUAUUUAUAAAUGACAGUUUUUGUAACAAAAACAAAAUUGUGAGAAGACGACGCAAAAAAAGCGUCCAGUAAACCAGUCAUACAGAAAAUAUCAAACUAUAUAAUUCCCCGAUUUUUGUUUUAAAAAAUUGAUUGGGUAGCCGGUGACAUAUAAAAUCUCUUUCGGAUCAACAAACAUAUCGUCUUUUUCUUAUAGUUUUGGGUUUGGGUUAAAAUUUUCAUUUUUUAAAUUUUGUAAACUGGUUGUGUGCAUAUUAUUUUUAAAAGUAGUUACCUUUUUAGAGAGUCAUUUUCUUUGGCUCUGAGCUCGUAUUGAUAGCCAGUGUUGUAGUAGAGCCUUCUUUUCCGAGUUCAACAAAUCCACCGAUUUCUGAAUAAGGUUAUCUAUCAAGAAUAGGCCUGAGACCUAAUGACGUCACGCUUUGUUUACAUGUGCGCUUUUCUAUGUGGUUGACGGUCCCUACUUCGUCUGGCGCCCCGACUUCGCUCCCAUAGGAAAGCGCAUAUGUAAACAAUGCGAUUACGUCAUUAGGUCUUAGGUUUAUUCAACCUCAUUACUAAAGCUGUGCUGACUGAGUAGGAGACGAGUGUUUGGACUCACAACUAAGAAAUGUGCAAAACGCUCGCCAAAAGGACUCGGAUUCAAGCCCCAGAUACUCGGGCAAAACUACCUUUUGGGGUGAAAUUCCUAUUACUAUACCAAAACUAUAAAUUCAUAAGCAAGAGCUAAAUUCUUUACUGGUCCAUUGGCAAUUACCACUUGCUAUUUACCAAAGGCACACGCGAGGAUUCGCGUGCAGGGUAAAUACUCAUCCGCAGCCGACUACUACGCAUGCGCUUUACUAAGAAAUCGUAGAACUAUCCCAACAUAUAUACAGCAAGGUUUUUGUUUUACCACGAUAUACUGAUAAGUAUUACUCGACGAAAUGUUGGUGAAUUUAUGUGAGGCUUAUAUUAAAACCAAUGUAACAUGGUUUGGUUUGGUGGAUAUUCAAAACUAUCCAACCUCCAACCAUGUUAAAUUUGUACAUUAGCUCCUCUCGGUACAUUAUAUUUCAGUGCAUUUGCCGAUCUCAGCAAAGAACCUGACUACAGCACUGUUACAUAUAGCAUUAAGUUCCGUAAAAACCUCAAGAAUACUACAAUAUAAUUAUGUAAAUUAUAGAAAACUAGAUAUAAAGGUUAUUUUAUUGUGCCUAGUGGCUGUAUAUUAAAUCUCGGUAUGGGGUUGGUGGAGGGGUUUCGUUAAAGUCAAAACAUGUCAUUAAAAUUGUAUGUGGUUUCGAUACUGUUAUACCAUUCAAGUAGGAAAUAAAGUAUGGAGUAUAAUAUCCAUUAUCGAUAAGCUACAACGAA
Molecule: messenger RNA, 4578 nt
Organism: Patiria miniata (bat star)
Lineage: Eukaryota; Metazoa; Echinodermata; Asteroidea; Valvatida; Asterinidae
Product: cytoglobin-1-like
Exons: 5
Coding region: 500-1084 (194 amino acids)
Molecular function (GO): heme binding; oxygen binding
Source: RefSeq, a predicted model, not a curated record